Messenger RNA from Trichogramma pretiosum, 8322 nucleotides. It is a transcript of the gene pum, whose product is annotated as maternal protein pumilio. The transcript has 15 exons. The coding region runs from base 1894 to 5130 and encodes 1078 amino acids. Gene Ontology annotation, biological process: post-transcriptional regulation of gene expression. Gene Ontology annotation, molecular function: mRNA 3'-UTR binding. The record is from RefSeq and is a predicted model, not a curated record. NCBI's taxonomy places the organism in Eukaryota, Metazoa, Arthropoda, Insecta, Hymenoptera, Trichogrammatidae. Gene Ontology annotation, cellular component: nucleus; cytoplasm.
GCUAGCCGCCACGCGCACAGCAGCUAGUCUUCUAGUCUGACUUUUCUCUGCGCGAUUUGUCAUUAAUCACAAGUCGACGGAAUAACUCGCAUAAAAGUUGAUUUGGAUUUGUGAAAAGUAACGAGUGCAGUGCGUUGGUGUGCGUUGAUGCUGGGUUGAUCGAACGAGUGCGAGGACUGUGUCGUUGUGUUGUUGUGUCGAAUCGAAAGUGGAAUCAACGGUUGUAGGCUCGCGCGGUUGAUGCAUCAUCGUAGUCGCCGUCGUCGUCAUCCGAAAAGGCAGCGCGCACAAGCAAGUGCGUAGCUAUAUAGGUAUAGAAAGAGAAACAGAGAGAGAGAGACAGAUAGACGUUUAGCGCACAUUUGCGCUGAGGCAGCAGCAGCACAGCAGCAUAGUGCGACCGACCGCCCGGCCCACGUCCACACACAAGACAAGUACAGAGAAGUCGAAGAGCUGUAGAGCGCGCGACUGGCCGAAGGAAAAUCUUGACAGUGCCUCGUGCUUAUGCAGUAAUUGUGCAGCUCUCAGUGGCAAAAAGUUGAGCAUCGCCAUCGCCCGACGACCUGACAAGCAGUGUCCAUUUGUGCGUGAGUGUCUUGUGUCGACGGCUGCUCCGUGCACCUAUGUAAAUAUACAACUACGCUGUAAUUGUGUGCGCGCGCAAACCAAGUGUAGUUUGUGCAACUGUGUCGUUGAAACGCACACAUACGUAUAGAGCGAGAGAGGCAGAAAAGCUGGCUCUGCAGAUAGUCGGCAAGUGCAAAAGACGGAGCUUCGCUUCUUUGUAUAGCUGCAUCAUCGUCCGCGCAGUCGGUAUCGAUCAAGUCGGAUUAGCAUUGCAGGACGAGGCGACGAAACUCCUUGCCUAAUCCAUAUCGCAGCGGUGUACACAAUAGCGACAGUCAGAACACACACACACGCACUCGUCAUAAAGCUGUGUAUGUAAUCGUGCACAGUGCCGGCUGCUGCUGUUGUUCAAGGCGUAAGAGCCCCCUCUUCUCUCCCUUGCCAUAUAUUUGCUCUCUUUCUAGAACGACCGAAAUCCAAUGAUUAUUUUUCGAAAACAGAAGAGAGCAUUUGGUAAUUCGGUGACUCGGCGAAGCUGAGUUGUACUGGCCGAGCAUUAACUCGCAUGUACACACACUCGCUCACACAUAUACUCUAGUGCAGUUGUGUGCCACACGCGUUGACAGUAGCUGUCUUAUCGAUCUUCCGAUCGAAGUGCAAGUUUUUUACGUCAAAAGAAAAAGCCUAGAAAAGUGUGUUGUUUUUAUGAAAUCUCUUCGAUUGUGUUGAUAUAUCUGCUUAUAGGUAAAAGCCUAUGAGUGAGAGCGCACACUUAUAAAAGUCUAUUGAUAAUAAUACAGUGUGCUGUCCAUCGAGGGUGGCGGCGUUGGUGCUGUGCUGUGUCGUCGUCGUCGUCGUCGCUGUCGUUGCGAGGGUGGCAGUAGUGCGCAUCCUAUAGCAGUAUACAACAGCAUCGACAGCAGUGCUUUAUCGGUGUUUUGCAAAGUGUGUGUUGAUACAGAAAUCAUACAGAAGAAAAAAAGGAACAGCAGCCAAGUGUGCUGCACGCAUAGUCGAAGUUUAUAACAGCAGCUCAGCCGGUAGACGCUACUGCGGCUUUCGGUAGUGGCAGUGCUUCUAACACAUCUCGCGAACACUGCAAUCAGAUAAGCAGUAGCUAGUUCUCGCUCGACUCGUCGAGGAGUAUCAAAAACAGCCUCUGUUGUUGUUGUUGUUGUUGUUGUCAUUACGACUGUCAGUGACAGUCGUGCUACGACUACGACUACGGCUCGCGGCGAGGCAGCGGCCCUUACGAGGCUGAAUUUCGAGGAGGUGACGCGGCUGGACAGAGCAUUGGAGACGGUGGACAGUUACACAGGCGGCUGGAUGAAGCCGCCGGGGGAUUUGUUUCUCUACUGUGACAUGAAAGACCUGGGAGCUGACAUGAUUGCUCCUUCGGCAAAAAAAUUAUGGGGUGUCGACGAUGGCAGCUCCAAGGACGAUGGAGGCGUAAAAGGUGGCGGAAUACUCCCUUUAGGUGAACAAAUGUGGCGAGACUCGACCUGGAGCACCUCAGAUCAUGCAGUUUCACAACCCAUUUCAAUGGGCAGCAGCAGACGGGUUGGAGUCGGCAGUGGAUACCAUCAAACGUCUGAAGUCGGUGCAGUUCUCAGCCCAAGAAGCAGUGAAGCCAGUGGUUUGGGAGUCAAAAUGGUUGAGUACGUUCUAGGAUCGAGUCCGACAAAUUCAAAGGAACUCGACCAACGGAUGGUGUCGCUGAGAUUGAAUGACAAUGACAAAAAAGACAAGGAUAAGGGCGCAGCGAGUCCUUUUGAUAACUCAAAAGAUGACAAUUGUCCUCAAGGAAACGGAUUGACUUCUCAGAAUGGGCUUGACGACGAUAAAGGAUUCAAUCGCACGCCCGGCAGCAGACAGCCAUCCCCUGGCGAGGAGGAAUUCCAGAAGAAUGCGACUUUGGCCGUGAGCACGGGUGCCGGUGGCGUCGUGCUGCUCAAGCCCGGUGUGGACGUCAUGGGCACUGGCGAGGAGCACUUCAUGCAAGCUUUCGCCCCGGCACCGCCGCACAUGCAGCACCAUCAAGCUCCACCGACGCAUCAUAUGCAGCAAGCUCCGUCUCACGCCGCUCAACUCUUCGGAGCCCAAGGUCCCCCGCAAGGCCCACCUCUGUCGCAGCAGCAGCACCAGCAACAACAAGGUCCACCUCAACCCCAAGACCAGACGGGUCACUUUGACGUGCAGCAACUAUUCCGGAGCCAAGCACAGGGCGCCACGCCGCAGCAGAUCCAACUACUUCAGCAGCAGCAACAGCAGCAACAACAGCAGCAGCAGUACUUGGCUGCAUCGCAGGCGCAACAACAGCAGCAAGCCGCGGCUGCCCAGCAGCAGCAACAGCAAAACUUCCAAGCCACGCCGUACGUGAUCGGUGGCCAAGAGCCGCCUUACGUCAGCCUCAUAACCGGCGCACCACCCGUAGUACCACCGUACUACACACCAUGGGUCUAUCCAGCUGGAUUGCUACCACAAGCUCCGCCUCAGGCAGCGGCACCACCACAGCAGAGACGACCUCUCACGCCGUCGUCGGCCGCCGCUGCAGCUGUUGCCGCUCAAGACACCGCAAAUAAUCUCGCGCAAACGGUUCAGGGUCAGUACCAAGUGAUCCCAGCCUACUAUGACCAAAACGGCUCCAUUGUGAUGGGAGGCGUUCGCGGAUUGAGCUCGGCAGGUACACCUAUGCGUAUCGUGAGUCCAGCCCAGGUUUUGGUUAACAGGGCGCCCUCGCAACCACCACCAGGGCCACAGGCACCACCACAAGCUAGCCUUUAUGGACAAGCCACACCAACAUCUCACAGCAAUGCUACGUCUAUGGAAGGACUUGGUUUAGCUGCGUGCAGUGCAGCUGCCGUGGUGGCACAAGCCCAGGCGGUAGCUGUGCAACAGGCUCAACAGCAAGGUACCGGACUCGCUGCUGGUUUGGCUGCUUUGGGUUACGGUGGCUCGCCACUUGGAGCCCUAGGCUCGCCAGCUCAACUACAGAGCACAGGUUUGGGUCUUGGAGCAUCAUCCACUGGUAGGAGGGAUUCCUUCGAUAGAAAUACUUCUGCAUUUAGUCCAAGCUUAGAAUACAACAGAGGAAAAUGGCCGCAAAGCUACGGCGCUCUUGAUGUAACAAUGAAUCCAGGGAAUGUAACAGCUUCACCGAGUCCACUGGGUCUAUCCCUUACGCCUCCACCAACGCUCGGUGGGUCACUCGGUGGCCUCGUCGGGGCUGGUAACCGAGUGUCAGCCGCGCCAGGCGCCGAGGCAAAAUUCCGUGCCUCUGCCGUGCCAGCACUGACGACUAAUGGAGUUUUUGGUUCGAGUAGCUCUUUGUUCCCGAAUCUUGUCGGAAAACCUGCACGAGGUGCCGCCGCCACUGGGGCUGCUGGUGUAGCAGGGGGCGAUAAAGCUACCGGAGGUAGAUCUAGAUUGCUUGAGGAUUUCCGGAACAACAGAUAUCCAAGUCUUCAACUUCGCGAUUUGGCCAAUCACAUAGUUGAGUUCAGCCAAGAUCAGCACGGUUCCCGCUUUAUUCAACAAAAGCUCGAGCGAGCAUCUCCAGCAGAAAAGCAACUCGUAUUCCAAGAGAUCCUUGCUUCCGCUUAUUCACUCAUGACCGAUGUAUUUGGCAAUUAUGUAAUCCAGAAGUUUUUCGAAUUCGGCACACCGGAGCAAAAAUCAACACUUGCGCAAAAGGUACGCGGGCACGUCCUACCUCUAGCUUUACAAAUGUACGGAUGUCGUGUCAUCCAAAAAGCCCUGGAGUCCAUCGGACCAGAUCAACAACAGGAGAUUGUACGCGAACUUGACGGACAUGUCUUGAAAUGCGUGAAGGAUCAAAAUGGCAAUCAUGUCGUACAAAAAUGCAUUGAGUGCGUAGAGCCACGAGCACUGCAAUUUAUCAUUGGCGCCUUUGCUGGUCAAGUACAUUCGCUCAGUACUCAUCCUUACGGAUGCCGAGUGAUCCAACGCAUUCUUGAGCACUGUACGGCCGAGCAAACACAAGGUAUUCUUCAAGAAUUGCACGCAGCAACCGAUCAGCUCAUACAAGAUCAAUAUGGCAAUUACGUUAUUCAGCAUGUUCUUGAACACGGCAAGCCAGAGGAUAAAGCCCAGCUCAUCAAUAGCGUUCGAGGGAAAGUACUUGCUCUCUCGCAGCACAAAUUUGCUAGCAACGUUGUUGAAAAAUGUGUGACUAACGCUUCAAGGCAAGAACGAGCUGUUCUUAUCGAAGAAGUCUGUGGCUUUAACGAUAGUGCAUUGAAUAUCAUGAUGAAGGACCAGUAUGCUAAUUACGUCGUUCAGAAAAUGAUCGACGUUGCUGAAACGGCCCAGCGCAAGAUAUUAAUGCAUAAAAUCCGACCUCAUCUUGCUGGUCUUCGCAAGUACACGUACGGCAAGCACAUAAUCGUGAAGAUUGAAAAAUUCUCCAUGAAGACAUUGAAUCCAGGCAUUUCAGGCUCUGCAACUAGUGGAUCGUCCGGUGCCAGUGAUCUUGGCCCUAUCGGUCCACCAGCUUCUAAUGCUGGACCGACUUCAUCUCAACAAUCGACUCAGGUUUUAUAAGUUAACGAAUGAGACAAAAGGCAAUUCUUGCGUAUUAGAAAAAAACAAGAUCAUUGAAUUAAAAUUGCGUAAGGACUGAAUGGUAUUUUUGACUGACGCCUGAUGGUUCCAUAACAACCAAGUUAUAUUAGGGAGCUAAUAAGCGAUAAAAGUGAAAUCAUUUUUUAUUAUCAAGCUAAUGCGUACCUGUGGCGUCAGUAGAAAAUGUUUUCUCUGGGUAAAUAUCAGUUGAUUUAACUGAGAGUUGAGGUUUCAUUUUGAAAAAGGUUUCACAUGCUCAGAUAAUGAGAGAACCUUUGUUUUAGUACUCUAUCUUUAAAAUCUUCCAUUUAAAAUGUCUCUGUAGAUUUCAAAUGGAAAAAUUUUAUGCGAAUGAAUAUAUUAGUUUCUGUACUAUGAAAUUCUUCGCUUAUUACCUAAGCUAUUUACAAGGAUAAUAGUUUCAAGUUUUUCUCGUUUCACUAUUGACGAUUAACUUAAAUAAUUCUACAAUAGGUAAAAGAUUUCGGCAUUAAAUAUAACAACAAAUACCGAUUAAAAAUUACAAUACAAUGUAUGCACUUUGUUGUUGCAUAUAUUGUCAGCACGAUUAAACAAAUUUUGUGUGUACAAUAUCCUGCUUCCGUACGAAAUAGGAAAUUUUUCGCGUAUGCAGAAUUUACGCGAGUCAGUGAGUCUUAUUUAGUACUGUUUGAAAGUACUAAAUACUAUUAACAUUCAUAGUGUAAAUCACUUUUACGAUUGCUUUCCUACAUUUAAAGGAUUAUAGCUUAUUCAUUAAACCAGCUUUGCUAUUUUUAAUGAUUCAUUUUGUUUGUUGCGUUAAUAGUAAGAAUUCUUGCGAAUUAAUUUUCAAUAUAAUCAGAACAUUCACGUUAAUGGUAUUUGGUAACAUUGAAGUUUGAGUUUAUAAUUUUGACAUGGGAGCAAAAUAAAAAAGCAGCUCCAACGUGACUGCCAAUUUAAGCCAAGCUAUACACAAAUUCUGCAUCAAAAAACAUCGUUUGCAACUUGUUUAAUAGCUAAAGAAAUGCUUACAGAGUACACAAAUUUUAAAAUAUAGCAUUUUUCGUGAUUGACUAUUUGUAUAAACUUGAUACGGGUACUCUGAAUAUUCUUGGUAAACAAAUCAGUGUACUUUAUAGACAUGGUACAUUUUGAAAGUGUUUACCAUAAGGACCGAUUAAAAACUUAAACGAUAAAAUCCCUUCGUAAAAAAACAUGAGAAAAACAACAAUUAGGCGGGACUUAGACAUUCAAUAGAAACAACGUUCUCCUUAACUUCAUUAAAAUAUUAAAAGAAAACGUUGACGUAAACAUUUUUUACAUGCGCAAUGUCCUAGCCAUCUUCAGUUAAUUUUAACCUCUUUAAAGAAUAAAGCCCCAAUUUUUGUAAAUUGUGAUAUAAAUAAUGAAAAUAUGUAUAGAAACAACGUGAGCUUCUCAUAUUCAAAUUGAGAAGCCACUAAUGCAACGGUUUUUUUUAUUUUUCACAAAAUGAAAAAAAAUUAUAAGAAAAAUCCCGGAACUUCUUUUUUAACGGACUCUGUGAAUAAUAUGUAUUAUAAUAAUUACUAAUUACUUAAAUUUAUAAAAAAAAUGAGUUGCGUUUCGAUACAGUUGCCUGAACUUUAUUAUUAAUUGUAUCUAUAUUGUAUAAUUUGUCUAUUUUGGUAUAAUUCAUCAUCAAAAGUUGGAGAAUUGUAAAAUAUGAAUUUUUCGGAUGAUGCCAAGAGAAAAAUAAUAGUGACGCGUUUACCGAUUUUUGCAAAUUUUUCGUAAAACGAUCACACAUAAUCAUUCAGUCAUGCUUUCUUGGGCAUGUUCGAACGUGUUUGAACUCAAAUGUAUAUUGUACAAAUGAUAAAAGUUUUUUUAAUCAGCAAAUCAAGUUCGCACAAUGCGCGUGUAAAUUAGCCCCCUCAUCCCUUCAUCUUUUCAAAUCGUCCCUUCUUAUUCUACCUCAAUCGUAAAUUACUCGGCCGUUUUCGUUGUAAAAAAUAUAUAUAAAAGACGACCAUUGACAUAUACAUAUAUAUAAAUAUAUAAAUAAAUAUAUAUUCUUCUUAAUGGAGUGCCUUCCUUGAAUUUUUCCGCGGACCGGUUGAAGCAAUUUUCUUCUUAUUUCAUCCGUUCUAAUCUUGUUUAUUUACUCGAUCAGUUUACAGAUGUUAGUGACUUUGAUAAUGAUGUUUCCAUCUGUAACAUUCUCGUAAUACAGCAUCAAACGCGUGAUAAAUACAAAUUUUCUGCGUGCAUUUUUCAAGGAAAGAAAAUUGAAAGUAUAUAGUAGUAGUUAACGAAAUUUCGUCGGAAGAUAUUUGAAGGGUAAUGUCUUGAGACUCCAUCUAACUCCUUGUAUAAUGUAUAAUAUUUUGUUAAUGUAGAUGUAAACCAAGAAUAAAAGGGUAAAAACUACUAAUAACCAGCUCGCGAUACUCACAGAAGAAAAUAUGUCCAUUGUGAUUUCUGUACAAAAAGUAAACUUAAAAAAUGCGAGAAAAUAGAGAAAAGAAAUGAAAAGAGCGAUGAAAGAAAAUUGUAUCAUCUUUCUUUGUAAAAUAUUGUAAAUAACGAUUUAUUGAACAAAUUGACAAAUUCUUCGGCAUCUUCUCUUCUCCCCCUUUCAUUCACUUACUAUUUCUCUAUCUUACUCUUUCUUCGUAGACAAUUACUUGUGUGAAAGAUUGCGAAUAAACUGAACAGGAGGAUCAGAAAAUAAUGCAAAAAAUGGUUAAAACGAAGAACUGAGAGCUAUAAUAGAACUUGAUGAAUAACUUUUUUGUGUUUCAUCUUCCGACGACUGUAUUUUACUUGUAAGUUCGUUUUUUCUAUUCUAAGUAUGAAGUCGUUUUGGGUUUUCGUAAAUUAAUUCAAGUUAUGAGGAAAUGUUCAACGAAGGCACACAUGUUUAGAGAAAAGGAAUAAUUUUAUAAUUCAUGGGUAAUUAUACCCUAUAUGCAAGGGAAAGAAGUAAUAUAAGAAAAUAAAGUUUUACCGACUGCCGUACCGACAGACAUUCCAACUUAAAAGCAAGAAAUAAAGAAAAAUAUAAAAGUGCAUAUAUGAUAAAAAAUAAAAUACACUUUUUCAACGUUUUAAAUCGAUCGGUUUUCAGUUGUCAGGGUAUAUUUUAUAGAUAAAGGCAAUUAAUUAUUUCUAUAAUUAUACAUUUAAUAACGGCUUUGAAAA